Messenger RNA from Aethalodelphis obliquidens (Pacific white-sided dolphin), 2994 nucleotides. It is a transcript of the gene SYN3, whose product is annotated as synapsin III. The transcript has 13 exons. Gene Ontology annotation, biological process: neurotransmitter secretion. The record is from RefSeq and is a predicted model, not a curated record. Gene Ontology annotation, molecular function: ATP binding. Gene Ontology annotation, cellular component: synaptic vesicle; synaptic vesicle membrane. Bases 137 to 1876 code for a protein of 579 amino acids. NCBI's taxonomy places the organism in Eukaryota, Metazoa, Chordata, Mammalia, Artiodactyla, Delphinidae.
AAGCAGCAGCCGACUUGCGUGGGACUCCCCUGGCUCUUGUGCCCGAGACCCUACCACUCCCUCUGCCUGGCAGCCUGUGUUUUGGGCCUCACCGAGACAGUCUGAGUAGGAACAAGCCAUCUCAUCAUUCACAGCCAUGAAUUUCCUCCGGCGACGCCUCUCUGACAGCAGCUUUGUGGCCAACCUGCCGAACGGCUACAUGACAGACCUCCAGCGCCCAGACAGCUCCACCAGCUCCCCUGCAUCCCCAGCCAUGGAGAGGAGGCACCCCCAGCCCCUGGCAGCCUCCUUCUCCUCUCCAGGAUCCAGCCUUUUUAGCUCCUUCUCCAGUGCCAUGAAGCAGACCUCACAGGCCCCCUUGGGGCCGAUGGAGUCUCCAGGUCCCUCCACGCCUGUUGUUCAAAGGCCCAGGAUCCUGCUGGUGAUCGAUGAUGCCCACACAGACUGGGCCAAGUAUUUCCAUGGAAAGAAGGUGAAUGGAGAGAUUGAGAUCCGAGUGGAACAGGCUGAAUUCUCAGAGUUGAAUCUAGCUGCCUAUGUUACUGGGGGCUGUAUGGUGGACAUGCAGGUUGUGAGAAAUGGGACCAAGGUUGUGAGAUCCUUCAAGCCGGACUUCAUCCUUGUCCGCCAGCAUGCCUACAGCAUGGCCCUGGGUGAAGACUACCGCAGCCUGGUCAUCGGCCUCCAGUAUGGAGGGCUGCCUGCCGUCAACUCCCUCUACUCCGUCUACAACUUCUGCAGCAAGCCCUGGGUGUUUUCUCAACUCAUUAAGAUCUUCCAUUCCCUGGGUCCUGAGAAGUUCCCGCUUGUGGAGCAAACGUUUUUCCCCAACCAUAAGCCAAUGCUCACAGCCCCACACUUCCCUGUGGUGGUCAAGCUGGGACACGCCCACGCCGGAAUGGGAAAGAUCAAAGUAGAAAACCAGCAUGACUACCAGGACAUCACCAGCAUGGUGGCUAUGGCCAAAACCUACGCCACCACCGAGGCCUUCAUCGACUCCAAGUACGACAUCCGCAUCCAGAAAAUUGGAUCCAACUACAAAGCUUACAUGAGAACCUCCAUCUCUGGAAACUGGAAGGCCAACACAGGCUCUGCUAUGCUGGAGCAGGUGGCCAUGACAGAGAGGUACAGGCUGUGGGUGGACAGCUGCUCAGAGAUGUUUGGUGGCCUGGACAUCUGCGCCGUCAAGGCUGUCCACAGCAAGGAUGGCAGAGACUACAUCAUUGAGGUGAUGGACAGCUCCAUGCCCCUGAUUGGAGAGCACCUGGAAGAGGACAAACAGCUGAUGGCCGAUCUCGUUGUCUCCAAAAUGAGCCAACUCCCGAUGCCAGGGGGCACAGUGCCCUCGCCCCUGAGGCCUUGGACUCCUCAGACUAAACCAGCAAAACCCCCUGGGCAAGCCCAGCUUGGGCCUCCUCUCGGACAGCCUCAGCCACGGACACCCACACAAGGGGGCCCUCGCCAAGCUCAGUCUCCUCAGCCCCCAAGAUCUGGAAGCCCCUCGCAACAGAGGCUCUCCCCACAAGGCCAGCAACCCCUGAGUCCCUCAUCUGGAUCUCCACAGCAGCAGAGGUCACCAGGCUCUCCACAGCUAUCCCGCACAUCUGGAGGCAGCUCUCCAAACCAGGUCUCCAAGCCAGGCACCACCCUUACCUCACAGCCCCGGCCCCCCAUGCAGAGCCGCAGCACCUCCCAACAGGGUGAAGAGUCCAAGAAACCAGCAGCACCCCACCCCCAUCUCAACAAAUCCCAGUCCCUGACUAACAGCCUCAGCACGUCUGACGCCUCCCAGCGUGGGACCCCAAGUGAAGACGAGGCCAAGGCCGAGACCAUCCGCAACCUGAGGAAGUCUUUCGCCAGCCUGUUCUCUGACUAACCCUGUCCAGGCCGGGAGGGGGGUGCCCCGUUACACUCCCCCCUCUCCUGCCCCAUCCUCCAUCUCAGCCUUGGUUCCUGACGGGAACAGAAUGGAGGGCCUGAGAAUAUACUUUCCAAAUGCCUUUGGUCCAGGAACUGAGUGUCUACAUGUGUUCCCACUUUCCUUUGCCAUGACGUUCCAGCAUUGCCCGACUGAGGGGUGGGCCUUUGAGAGCCUCCAGGUUCCUCAAAACGGGCCUUAAAGACAGGCACCUCGUCAACCUUCCUACCCAGAUGCUUGCUUCCCUGCCUCAGAUAACCACGUGAGAUGUCUGUGUGUGGCUAGUUUUGACAUUUCUUGUUAGUGUUUUGCUUGCCUUUGGGAAGGGCCCCCUCUGAGCCUUGCCCCACCUCCAUCAAAUGCAGACGCUGAAGUCAGACCUCAGCAAUGUAGGAGGCAAUAAACUUUUGACAGUGUUUUGCAAACAAAAGGACAAAAGCGCAGCCAGGGGAACCUACCACCUACCCUUGCAAGUCCCAUCCAAGCUCAAGAGAUGGCCCUGCAGACCAGACAGGCGAAGCCCCAUCACACCCACCACCAGUGGACCUUGAGGACCAUGGAAAGAAUUCAGAGGCUGCGUGGCCCGUGGGGCCUUUCAGAACACAACAGAAACAGAGGGGAGGCUUUACAAUGUCGCUCGUGCCCAGAGUGCUAUCCUAAAUUGGACAGCCAAGAGCAGACCAUGGGUUCUUUUAGGAAUCAUCACUAGUUCCCAGAGGGGGAAUAUGCCCUCCACUUCCCAAGGAAGGAGUUAGGUUAGGGCCUCUCUACCCAUUCCGUGUUACACCACCAUUUGGUCUCUGAAUUCCUACCAGGAAUGUUGUUUUCUCCUCAAGGACAUACAAGGAGCCAGAGACAGCGAGCAGAUGGAUGACACAGGAUCAGAAAGUGCAGUGACAGUAACUUCUAGCUCGGCGUUUUGCAGGCAGUGUACAGCAAGGCACUGGAAGGUUAGUUAUAAAAGGGUUCACCGGUCAAACGUGUUUAGGAAACACUGUUUUUUGUUUGUUUCUCUUCUGAGAUUGAUAGUACGUAUCAAAGGCUCUUGGAAUUCCUGCAGUAAAGAAAUUAGCUUU